AAGAUGGUAACGACGACAAGAGGAAGAGCAGCUGACCAAAGGGCUGAUUUUGUGUUGGCUGUAGAAGAAGUGCGAGCAGACUCCACUUACUCGGGCCAAAGGAAGUAAGGAGUUAGGAAACAGGAAACAAUUCCUCACUCUUUUGGCAACUGGAUGGGAAGAAGAAUCUUUGACCUUGGAAAAUGAAGAUGAUGUUGCCAUGGGAACUGUUAAUCCUUCUGUCACUCAAACAGUGCCUUGCUGAGAAUAUGCGCCACGGUCCUGUCUUUUCUCAGGAGCCCAGUGACAGUGUUUUCCCUCUGAGCACUGAUGAUAAGCAGGUCUUUAUUAACUGCAAGGCAAAGGGGAACCCGCUUCCACAUUACAGGUGGAAGGUGGAUGGCAGAGACAUAAACACAGACUCGGAUCCAAACUUCAGCCUCAUCGAGGGGAACCUGUUGAUCAACAACCCUCAUGUCAUCAAUCAUGGAGGCGUUUAUCAGUGCAUCGCCACCAACACCUUUGGGACCGUUGUCAGCAGGGAGGCAAAAAUCCAGUUUGCAUUUCUGCAGAACUUCAGCAAGAAGUCGAGGAACAUGGUGUCCGUGAGAGAGGGUCAAGCUGUGGUUCUGCUCUGUGGCCCUCCACCCCAUUACGGAGAGAUCAAAUAUUCGUGGGUUUUCAAUGGACAGCGCAACUUUCUGCAACAGGAUGCUCGCCGCUUUGUCUCCCAGAGGACGGGCAACCUGUACAUCGCCAAAGUUGAGGCCCUGGAUGUGGGGAACUACACUUGUGCUGUGAGGAACAUGAUGACCAACGCGACAGUGUUCAGCUCCCCAACCCCUGUGGUGGUGCGGAGGGAUGUAGUGAUGGGCGAAUACGAGCCAAAGAUAGAGGUUCAGUUCCCUGACACCCUACGUGUCUCCAAAGGAUCAUCUGUGAAGCUCGAGUGCUUUGCCUUAGGAAACCCUGUGCCUUCCAUCUCCUGGAGAAGAGCGGAUGGAAGUCCACUUCCUGGAAAGAUUAAAAUCAAUCAUGCCAGCGGGGUUCUGGAAAUUCCAUAUUUUCGCCCAGAGGAUGCCGGUGUGUAUGAGUGCAUAGCCGAAAACAGCAGAGGACGAAAUGUUGCCAGAGGGCAACUUAUAUUCCACAAUGUCGAACAUCUGCACUGGAUGCAGACACUGAAAGAUGCUCAUAUGGCGAUAGAUGCUAAUCUGCAGUGGGAGUGCAAGGCCAUCGGUAAGCCGAGGCCAACAUACAGAUGGUUGAAGAAUGGUCAGUCGCUAGCGGCGGAGGGGAGGAUUCAAGUCGAAGCUGGAAAACUGACCAUAUCCAGGAUCAGCCUUUCAGACUCUGGGAUGUACCAGUGUGUGUCAGAGAAUGAACAUGGAGCUGUAUAUGCCAGUGCUGAGCUUAAGGUUGUAGCCUCUCCACCUGACUUCACCCGCCGCUCAGUGAAGAAAUCCACAGUGAUCCAGAAGGGGGGUGAGGUCAUGUUAGAGUGUCGCCCCCACGCAUCCCCACGGGCCACAAUCUCCUGGUGGAGAGGAGGCGAACUGCUGAAGGACGGCAAGAGGCAGACUAUCAUGGAGGACGGGACUCUCCGAAUGACCAACAUCUCCAAGUCAGAUGCAGGCAGGUACACGUGUGUGGCCAGAAACCAUUUUGGAACAUCCAGCAGCACAGGAACCCUGCUGGUGAAAGAACCCACCAAGAUCGUAGUUCCACCAUUGAGUCUGGACGCCACCGCGGGACAGAGCCUCGUGUUGCCAUGUGAGGUGUCCAGCGAUUCGACCCUGACCCCCAUCUACAAGUGGUUUUUCAACGGCAAAGCCAUUGAUUUCAGCAGACAGGAGCACUUUGAAAUGAUCGGAGGGGGAUUUGUAGGUGACCUGAUGGUGAGGAACAUUCAGUUGAAGCAUUCUGGGAAGUAUGUGUGUAUGGUGCAAACGGAGGUCGACACAGUCUCAGCAGCGGCAGACCUAAUUGUCAGAGGACCACCUGGUGCCCCCGAGGGCCUGCAGGUGACUGACAUCACUGACACCACUGUGCAACUGUCCUGGGGCCCUGGGUCUGACAACCACAGUCCUGUUACCAUGUACAUGGUGCAGGCAAGGACCCCCUUCUCCAUAGGCUGGCAGACUGUGACAACAGUUCCUGAUUCUGUGCCUGGACAGAUGAUGCAUGCGACAGUGAAAGAUUUGAACCCCUGGGUGGAUUACGAAUUCAGGGUGGUGGCAAUCAACGGUGUUGGUGUGGGAGAACCCAGCACGCCAUCAAAACAGAUUCGAACCAAAGCAGCAGUUCCCAAGGUUGCACCAGUUAAUGUGAGUGGUGGCGGAGGAGCUCAAGGAGAACUUGUCAUCAUUUGGGAGCCAGUACCAGAGGAGCAUCAGAGUGGAGAGGAGUUUGGCUAUAUCGUGGCUUUCCGCCUGCCUGGCAGCAGCACCUGGAUCCAGACGGUGCUGGUAUCACCUGAUAUGUCCAGAUACAUUUACAGAAAUGACAGCAUCACAGCCCUGUCCCUGUUUGAAGUGAGAGUGGGAGUGUACAACAGCCUGGGAGAGGGGCCGUUCAGCCCUGUGGUGAAAGUGUUAUCUGCAGAGGAAGAGCCCUCUAAGGCACCAUCAAGAGUCGCGGGACGCACUUUGUCAGCCUCUGAAAUUGAAGUGCACUGGGAACCGGUUCCCUGGAGGGCCAGAACUGGGAAGAUCAUUGCAUAUGAGGUUCUGUUUUGGGAGGAAGGAUCUCAGCAGAGUGAGGCAGAAAGAGUGAAGGUUAUCAACACCUCAGCUCUGCUGUCUGGCUUAAAGGGCAGUACAGUCUAUCUGAUCUCAGUCAGAGCCCAGAACAGUGCUGGACAUGGACCCUGCAGCCCUGCAAUAAACAUCACCACCAAGAAACCACCUCCGAGUCAGCCACCGGGGAAUAUUGAAUGGAACCUGACGAACUCUAAGAUCUUUCUAAACUGGGAACACGUCAAGGCGAUGGAAAAUGAGUCGGAGGUGACGGGAUACAAGGUUGUAUAUCGUCAGACCUGGCGAGACAGGACUACUGUAGUGGAAACCAAUAAGACCAGCGUGGAGCUGCAGAUCCCUUCUGGGGACGACUACCUCAUUGAGAUCAAAGCUCUGACCAAAGGGGGCGAAGGUGCCAGCAGUGGUCCCAUCCGCAUACCAAAGAUGUCCAGUAAGUUUCCAACACUCAGCAGCAUAAUUGAGCAGUGGGACUGGGUGCACUGUGUGUAACUAAUCCCCAGUGUGACUCUUACUCUCCAUAUCACCAUUGCUCUGGCUUGAACAAGGCUUUCAUAACACACAUAUACAUUCUAAUAAGACUGCAAUGUAUGCGGGGAGGAGAAGAAGUCAUCUGUUUCAGUCGUCUCUCUCUGUUAACUAGCAGGGUGUUGCAAACUUAAUGGCAGCAUUGUGAACGUCCAAAUACAGCUCGGUUCAUGCGGAUUAAAAGUAAGAAUUUUGCAUAUAUUUCUUACAGUGUUUCAAACGAGCAGCUCUAGGUUAUUUUAUCUUUAAUAGAACCUCCUCCUAUCUAAUAACCUGCAGCCAAUACUCAUUACAACUGGCAAAUUCCUAAUUUAAAUGAGUUACUUUCAAUCAGGGAUAGGGAUAGGUACAAUACUGGUCAAAAAGUAGAAGACAAAAUGUGAAAGUGGAGUCGAUCCAAACCGCUAAAUAUCACAUGAGUGGUUCAUCAAGCACAGGAUGAAAAGUGAGACCUGCGUCAUGUGACCAGAAUGUAAGUGAGCCAUGUGGACUUAUUUUAAGA
Solea senegalensis (Senegalese sole) is the source of this 3765-nucleotide messenger RNA. Its product is annotated as contactin-4. Gene Ontology annotation, molecular function: protein binding. Gene Ontology annotation, biological process: cell-cell adhesion. The transcript is spliced from 23 exons. The record is from RefSeq and is a predicted model, not a curated record. The coding region runs from base 183 to 3227 and encodes 1014 amino acids. Lineage: Eukaryota; Metazoa; Chordata; Actinopteri; Pleuronectiformes; Soleidae.